Molecule: messenger RNA, 582 nt
Organism: Rhipicephalus sanguineus (brown dog tick)
Lineage: Eukaryota; Metazoa; Arthropoda; Arachnida; Ixodida; Ixodidae
Exons: 1
Coding region: 1-582 (193 amino acids)
Biological process (GO): DNA integration
Molecular function (GO): nucleic acid binding
Source: RefSeq, a predicted model, not a curated record
AUGCUGUUGCACGAAGGCCAUCAGGGCAUCAACAGGACCAAAGCCCUAGCUCGGGAUUCGGUUUGGUGGCCGGGUAUCUCAGCAGACAUCGCCUCUCUCGUCGCCAACUGCGAACAGUGCGCUUCCACCCGGGUGAACCUUGCAGAACCCCUAGUCUCCACAGCUCUACCUGGACGUCCCUGGGAAUUUCUCGGAAUGGACUUGUUCCAUCUCAAUGGCCGGACGUUCCUCCUGGUGGUGGACUACUACUCGUGGUUUCCUGAGGUGGUGACCCUGAGAAGCACUACGGCUCGGGCAGUCAUCGAUGCGCUCAAAAGCAUCUUCGCACGCCACGGAAUCCCACAAGACGUCAGGUCGGACAACGGCCCACCGUUCUCGUCGCAAGAGUUUGCGGCAUUCGCAGUGUCUUAUGGCUUCAACCAUGCGACCAGUAGCCCACACUACGCCCGGUCAAACGGAGAGGCAGAGAGGAUGGUACGGACAGUCAAGACCUGUUCCGCAAGUCCAAAGACCCUCACCUCGCUCUGCUCAAUUAUCGGGACACUCCGGGAGUCGAUGGCUUCAGUCCAGCCCAGCUAUUGA